Molecule: messenger RNA, 1940 nt
Organism: Vitis riparia (riverbank grape)
Lineage: Eukaryota; Viridiplantae; Streptophyta; Magnoliopsida; Vitales; Vitaceae
Exons: 5
Coding region: 41-1828 (595 amino acids)
Biological process (GO): phosphorelay signal transduction system
Molecular function (GO): DNA binding
Source: RefSeq, a predicted model, not a curated record
UUUCUCUGUAUUUUUUUUUUUUUGGGGUGUUUUUGGUCUUAUGAUAAUGGAAGAGAAUUGGGAUCCGUUAGCCCGCAGAAUUCCCAGCUUUGGUCGUGGCCUACGGAUCCUUCUGGUGGAUCAUGACACUACUUCUCUCAUGUACAUAUCUUCAAUGCUGGAAUCCCAUUCCUUCAAGGUUACAACCAUUGAACUAGCAUCUCUUGCCAUGGCCAUAUUUGCAGAGCGGAAGGACGAAUUCGACUUGGUUAUGGCCGAUGUUAACAUGCAGGAUAUGACCAACCUUCGCUUUAUCCAACAAAUACUUCUUAUGAAAAAUCACAUGCCCAUCAUUUUAAUGUCCUCCAGGUAUCCUGGCAAGAUAGUUGCAGAGCAAGCCCUGAGAGAUGGGGCAUGUUUCUUUCUUCAGAAACCUGUUUCUGACAAUGAUCUGAGAGACUUAUGGCAACAUGUGUAUCGGAAGAGAAGGUCUUCGGAAUUUCCAAAAGAGAGGAGUAAAUCUCAAGGUGUGAAGAUCAAAGAAGAAUCCGCUAGUGCGUUUAGAAAUGAUUGGUUUAGGGAGGUGGGUAGUGUGUCCAGGACCAACUCUAGGACUGCCAAUGAAAAUGAUUUGCAUGGCACUAAUCAUGAACACUGGAUAGCUGAUCUAAAAGGGAAGAAUAAGCAAAUCAAACCGGACAGUGGCCUAGUUGAUGGGGAUGCACAAACUACUGAACGUGAACUGUUGAGGAUGGCAGCUGACCAAAAACCAGGAUGCAAUGAUAGAAAGAGAUCAAAUGAAGACAACACAGAAAAAAGAAAGUGCAAAAGGAAAAUCUACUCUGAACAAAUUCAUUCCCAAGGUAUAAGCCCCAUUGAAGAAGACGGGAAUGAAAAGAAACAGAAGAGUAGCACCUUGGAGAAAAGGCAAUGUAUGAGGUGGACUCCAGAUCUUCACUUCAAAUUUACAGAAGCCAUCAGAAAACUGGGUGAAAAAAAGGCUAGCCCAAAAGCAAUACUAGAGUUGAUGAAGGUGCCGGAUUUGAGACAAGGCCAUAUUUCCAGCCAUCUGCAGAAAUACAAAGCACAAGUUCAGAGCAUGUUGGACACCUGUGGGAAUACUCCACUGCCACUUCCAUCUUCUGUGAAUAUAUCAACAUCCAAUGGCAAUCGCCAAAUGGGAGUUCCACAAUUCCAGGAGCGGCAGGGCUCUGUUGGAGUUAACGCUAAUUCAUCAUUGCAGCUUCAUCCUCCACUCCCUCUGAAGGCUAGUCCUGUGCCAGGAAAUGCAGGGCCUAGCAACUCAACUGAGCACAAGCAGCAUCCAAAUCCAACCAAAAACAACAAUGGAGUUCAAAUGGUGGGGUAUGGAAAGCAUCAAGGGACAAGCCAAAUAAGGGAGAGGACAGGACCUUUUCCAAGUGACGUCAACAUGAAUGAGAAUGGAAAGGGGAAACAGCCUCUGGGUUUCCAAGGGAACAGUGAUCCACAUGUGGCACUAGAUCAGGCUACUCUUCAUAGAUUGACUGCUCAGCAGUGUUGGCAAAGGCUAACCCAGUUUCCAACACCAUUUAAGAGGUUAACUGAGGCGCAAAAUUUGGUGCCUGGGCUGACUUCUUCUGCCGGUAGACCCAACUCAGACAUUCCUGAUGGCAUUAAUGCUACCGAGGAUGCUAUACCACGACUGGCUCAUCUAGCCAAUUCAGCAAAUCAGAGCAUUGCCUAUGCCCCAGGUACAGGCCAUGGUGGAUUGGAUGAGAGCGGUGAUGAUUGGUUGACUGAAUGGUUAAGCAGAUCUCUAGAUGAAGAUAAUCCAGAUGCUCGUAACUUCGAUGGGCCAGACAAGUAAACUUUAUGUACUGUUAACACAUGAUAUUGUUAUUAAUGUACAAAUAUGGUUGAGCGGUGUUUCUUGUGUUACUGAUUGUUUUCCAUUUAUUUCCAUUGUUAUUACUCUUCCA